Molecule: messenger RNA, 2183 nt
Organism: Heterocephalus glaber (naked mole-rat)
Lineage: Eukaryota; Metazoa; Chordata; Mammalia; Rodentia; Bathyergidae
Gene: Ppt1
Product: palmitoyl-protein thioesterase 1
Biological process (GO): receptor-mediated endocytosis; nervous system development; protein depalmitoylation
Cellular component (GO): lysosome
Molecular function (GO): palmitoyl-(protein) hydrolase activity
Source: RefSeq, a predicted model, not a curated record
CGCGCGGCCACGCUCACAUGAUUGAGCCAAGAUGGCGUCGCCGGGCUCGCUGUGGCUCUUGGCUGCUGCUCUGCUGCCGUGGUCCUGCCACGCUCGGGCGCUGGGGCAUCCCGAUCUGCCCUUGCCGUUGCCGCUGGUGAUCUGGCAUGGGAUGGGAGACAGUUGUUGUAAUCCCCUGAGCAUGGGUGCUAUUAAAAAAAUGGUGGAGAAGAAAAUACCUGGAAUUUAUGUCUUGUCUUUAGAGAUUGGGAAGAACAUCAAAGAGGACAUGGAGAACAGCUUCUUCUUGAAUGUCAAUUCCCAAGUAAGGACAGUGUGUCAGAUUCUUGCUAACGAUCCUAAAUUGCAGCAAGGCUACAAUGCUAUGGGAUUCUCCCAGGGAGGCCAAUUUCUGAGAGCAGUGGUUCAAAGAUGCCCAUCACCUCCCAUGAUUAAUCUGAUCACAUUUGGGGCACAACAUCAAGGUGUCUUUGGAUUCCCUCGAUGCCCAGGGGAGAGCUCUCACAUCUGUGACUUCAUCCGAAAAAUACUGAAUGCUGCAGCUUACUCCAAAGUUGUUCAGGAACGCCUGGUGCAAGCAGAAUACUGGCAUGAUCCCAUAAAGGAAGAUGUGUACCGCAACCACAGCAUUUUCUUGGCAGAUAUAAAUCAGGAAAGGAGUGUCAAUGAGUCCUACAAGAAAAACUUGAUGGGCCUGAAGAAGUUCGUGAUGGUGAAAUUCCUCAAUGAUAGCAUUGUGGAUCCUGUAGACUCUGAGUGGUUUGGAUUUUACAGAAGUGGUCAAGCCAAGGAAACUAUUCCCCUACAGGAGACCACACUGUACACAAAGGACCACCUUGGGCUAAAGGAAAUGGACAAAGCUGGAAAGCUAGUGUUUCUGGGUACAGAAGGGGACCAUCUUCAGCUGUCUCAAGCAUGGUUUUAUGCCCACAUCAUACCCUUCCUUGAAUGAAGCCCCCCCAGUUGUAACAGAGCUCAAGGAGCCCCUAACUUUCAAGCCAUGUGGAAGUUUUCCUGCCCAAUCCUGAGCUCAGAUCGGCUUGCAACUAAUCUCUCCUUCUGUUAUCAUCUAACAUGCCCUACUUGGAAAGAUCUAAGAUCCGAAUCUUAUCCUCUGCUGGCCUCCUAUCACCAUAUGGUGUUGAAUUCAAUUUUAAUUAGUUAAUAACUAGAGAUUGUUUUACAACCUGGUGAUGUGGUCAAGCUGUCUCAGGAAAGGGAGUCCACUGCACAUCAAUGCCAGAAUUGUGCCAGUACCGAGGAGACUGAGCAAAUAAAAGCAGCGCAAGUUAAUAUCUAGGCAAAGAGGGCCAAGCCCAAGGCCAGAGGUGCUACAUAAAUACUAUCUCAGUGUUACUGGUGGAGAUUUAACUAGUGUUCAGAAAGGUAUUGCUUGUGAGUUUCUGCAUAAUUUAAGGCUGCUUUCUUGAGUCAUGUUGCCUUGUGUGGUAUCUUAGCAAUUGGUCGACAGAUUACACUAACCUACCAUCCUGCCCCUCCAGAACUCAUUUUUGUCUCCUCAGGUAGUGAUGAAUUAGUUGCUGUUACAAAAGAGGGGAAGUAGUACUCAGUGGGGUUGCUUCAGAACAGAAACAUACAUUUUGCAUCAUUCAAGACAGUGGGGAGUAGGUGGUGAUAGAAACAGAUGCAGGAAUGAAAACGAGGCAGCUGGUUCUUCCCACUCCAUCCUUGAUUAAUCUAUCCUUACUAUGGGCCUAGUGGCCUGGAUGCUAAUCACUGGCUGGCUUUAGCAGAGAAAUAGGGGAACAGUGCAAAGAGGCCAGGCUUUCUAACUUCUGUCCCCAAAACCAUACUUACCAGCAUCUUCCAAACUGAUGUUGAUAAAUGUUCUGUGAGAAAAAAACACUUGAAGAGGCAGGUCCAGUGCUACACACAUGUAAUCCCAGCUACUUGGGAAGCUUGAGGCAGGAAGACUGUAAGUUGAGUCCAGCUGGGACAAUUAACAGGACCUUGUCUCAGAAUAUAGAGUUGGGGAUUUAGCUCAGUGGUAAGUGCUUUCCUAGGACACACAAGGCCCUGGGUUCAAUUCCUAGUACCUCAAAAAAAAAAAAAAAAAGCUUUAAGAUUAUUCCGUAUUUACUUCUUUCACUUCUUGGAAACCAACCCACAUUACACUAAGGACUGAGAGUUCUUUAUGGUUAGUACCAAAAACCAACCAUCAA